AUAAAACACGUUGGCAACUUUCAGAGGACGAACCCCCUGCUUUGUGUUUCGGUAUUUCUUUAGUGUUCGUAUUGCUGCUGUUGGGUUAAUACACAGACAUCAGACAUUGCGACUUUGUGUGCCGAAUUCUUCAAACUAAUACGCAUUGCAGCCCUCGGAACACCACGACAAUGAAAAUCAUCUUUCUACUUGCUUUGACCUUGGUCCUCCUACACACGGGUGAUGCACUGCGAUGUUACAACUGCGUGGGCGACUGUUCUACUACACGCGUUUGCACCGGCUCAUGCAUGAAGUCUGUUGCAUCGGCAGGCAGCAGCGAAGGUGUGGUGAGAAGCUGCUCUCUAGUGAAGGCUGACGAAGGAUGCCGCUUGCAGACCGUCGCAGGAGCAAGAGCAGAAGUUUGUUUCUGCAACAGUGAGAAGUGUAACAACGCUGUCAGUCUUACCUUCAGCCUUCCUCUCUUAAGCAUGGCCCAUCUUGUGCAUAGAUUCUUCUAAAAGACUCAGCUUUGGACCACGUUCUUUCAAGUCCAUAGAAUGAAUGCAAGAGUAUGCCACUGCCUUUCCUGCAGUAUAUUUUUAUAUGGAAGAGUGAAGGGAAGAUGCUUGUAGGUCACAUAGUCCUUAAGACACUCACUGGGUCUGACCCUACACUUUCCUUUCCGCUGCAAUGAAGGAAAAGUAAAUAAUUGUACUUGUAUAAUGAAUUUCUUUAAGGAAAUUGUAAUGUGUAAAAUGUUUAAGAGCAAAAGAAAUAAUAAAAGGCAGAUUUUUUGCAUUCAAUUGGCAAGGCAGUAAUUAUUUUUUCUUCGAAAGUUGACCGUAUCAUAGAAAAGCUUCAUUAAAAGUAUUAAAAUAG
Penaeus chinensis is the source of this 858-nucleotide messenger RNA. RefSeq lists its product as uncharacterized. Lineage: Eukaryota; Metazoa; Arthropoda; Malacostraca; Decapoda; Penaeidae. The transcript is spliced from 4 exons. The coding region runs from base 171 to 497 and encodes 108 amino acids. The record is from RefSeq and is a predicted model, not a curated record.